Messenger RNA from Penicillium atrosanguineum, 639 nucleotides. RefSeq names its product 60S ribosomal protein L25. Bases 1 to 639 code for a protein of 212 amino acids. The record is from RefSeq and is a predicted model, not a curated record. The transcript has a single exon. NCBI's taxonomy places the organism in Eukaryota, Fungi, Ascomycota, Eurotiomycetes, Eurotiales, Aspergillaceae.
AUGUACGUCGAUGACCGGGACGCCAAUCUCAAAAGGGCCGAUGAAAUCGUCUUGGGCGUUCUCAUCGCGCUUGAUGCUGAUGCUACCGUCACUGUAGUAUUUACCAUCGGGGUUGCCUUUGCCCAAGAGGGAGAUGUCGAUCAGUCUGUCGGCGCUCUCGAAAUUCUCACCCUCGGGGCUCGAGCGCUUGGGGCCGAGGAACUUAGCGUCGCUGAGAACCUCCAAGGGUUGAUCAAGGUCACCGAUGAGGGACUUUCGGCCGCUAUCAUCAGCGUUCUCAAUCCCAGAGACAUCACCCUUGCCGAGGUCCUCCAUGGCGAUACCGAUAUCACUAAUGAGGUUGAAGUCGUCGUUGUCGGACUUUCUGGCAACGCCCUCGACGUUGUCUCCCUCUUCCCCGAGCUCAUUUUCGGCCUUGUCGGCCUCCUCCCCGAUGGUGUUCUCGGUGUCUUCGUCAACACUUUCUCGCUUAGCAUUCUUGACGCCAAUGAUAUCCCCAUUGUCCAAAACGUGGGCACUGACACCAAUAUCACCAACCAAACCCUCAUGAGAGCGAGCGUUUUUAGCACCGGUAGGAUCGCCAUUUCGGAGGGCAAGAACACCAGCGCCAAUAUCACCGGCCACACCACCCUCGUUUGA